Mucor velutinosus is the source of this 1191-nucleotide messenger RNA. RefSeq names its product Zuotin (gene zuo1). The transcript is spliced from 3 exons. Gene Ontology annotation, cellular component: nucleus; cAMP-dependent protein kinase complex. Lineage: Eukaryota; Fungi; Mucoromycota; Mucoromycetes; Mucorales; Mucoraceae. Gene Ontology annotation, molecular function: cAMP binding; protein kinase A catalytic subunit binding; cAMP-dependent protein kinase inhibitor activity. The record is from RefSeq and is a predicted model, not a curated record. Gene Ontology annotation, biological process: negative regulation of cAMP-dependent protein kinase activity. Bases 1 to 1191 code for a protein of 396 amino acids.
AUGUCACACCCACAAGAUAUUCAUCCUUUUGCCCAAGUGGACAAUGAGGAAUACAACAUGCUGAUCAGUGAGCUAAACAGGCAAGUAGUUGAACAUCAGCCUGAAGAUCUAUUGCAGUUUUGUACCACCUUUUUCUUGAAGAAAUUGGAGGACGAACGCGCUGAAUCUCGCCAAUAUGACCAACACCCUCUUGCUACAAGUCAACAGCAUCAAAGCCUGGGCCCCGAUUUCCACCCAUCUCUUGACGAAGACAUGCAUGACGACGAAGAGCGAGACACAAUUUCCGAUGAUAUGCCAUCCUUAUCCGUCCCACCUCCCAGUCGAGGUCGCCGCACCUCUGUGAGCGCUGAAUCGAUGCAACCCUCUCACAACCAAGAAGAUUUUGUCAAGGUUGUGAUCCCAAAAAGCGAUGACCAACGUGCCCGCAUUCGCAAUGCUAUUGUCAACAACUUUUUGUUCAAGAAUUUGGAUGAAGAACAAUACACAGAUGUCGUCAAUGCAAUGGUGGAGAAGAGAGAGCCUGUCAAUACACAUGUUAUCGAACAGGGCGCUGUUGGCGACUACUUUUACAUUGUCGAAUCCGGCAAUUUAGACUGUUUCAUCAAUGGAAAAAAGGUAACUUCCUACGGCCCUGGUGGUAGCUUUGGUGAACUGGCCUUGAUGUACAAUGCUCCCCGUGCUGCCUCCAUCAUUGCUGUUACCGAUUGCGUCCUGUAUGCAUUGGAUCGUGUCACUUUCCGUUCCAUUCUAAUGGAAAACACUGCGCGUAAGAGACGUAUGUAUGAGCGAUUCUUGGAGGAAGUUCCUAUUUUCAAGUCCUUGGAGAUUUAUGAACGCCACAAGAUUGCCGAUGCUCUGGAAUCCGUUAACUUUAACGACAAGGAAAUUGUGAUCAACGAGGGCGACUCUGGAGAUAACUUUUACCUGAUCGAAAGCGGCGAAGCCACUUUUUACAAAAAACUGCCUGAUGGUACUCAGCAAGAAGUGAUGGUGGGCAAGAAGGGCGAUUAUUUUGGUGAACUUGCUCUUUUGAAUGAUGAGCCUCGUGCUGCCACUGUGAUUGCUCGUGGUCGUCUCAAGUGUGCUACACUUGGCAAGAAGGCAUUUACCAGAUUGUUAGGACCUGUCAUGGAUAUCUUGAAGCGUAAUUCCGAGAAUUAUCAUGCUGUACUCCAACAAGUCAAUCAAUAA